GUCAGAGUGAGACCUCUCUGCAUGUGUCUCCUCUCUGUCUCCAUCUGUCUGCAUGGCGCUGAUUAUCAGAACUGUUGUAAAACCAUCUCACAGAUUCUGCAGCAGUCUGAUCCUCUUCUUGCUGCUCAAAGGUUGUUUGCAGCUGACCGGCGGCGGUUCCACUCUGAUAGAGGAAGUGAAGCAGCCGGAAAACACUACUGUUCAUCUUUCUCACACUCAGCUACAGGCUCCACGAUGAGUAAGAAGCUGCUGCUUGAUGUGGACUGUGGGGUGGACGACGCUCAGGCCAUCAUGUUGGCGCUGGCCGCCCCCAACGUGGAGGUCCUGGGGGUCACCUGUGUCCAUGGAAACACCACGGUGGAGAAUGUGUGUAAGAACACACUGCGAGUUCUCCAAGCAUGCAAUAAACUCGAGAUUCCAGUGUUUAAAGGAGCAGCGAAGCCGAUCCUGGGGAACAGCCUGAGUGCCGGACACUUCCACGGAGAGGACGGGCUGGGCGAUGCUCCGGACCCCAACGCCCCGGGACUGGACCGUCUGCAGGAGGAGGGCGCCGUGUCCGCCAUGAUCCGGAUCAUCAACCAGAACCCAGGACAGGUGUCUCUGGUUGCCACGGCUCCCCUCACUAACCUGGCUCUGGCUGUGAGGCUGGACCCAUCUCUGCCCAGUAAACUCAGAGCGCUCUACAUCAUGGGAGGCAACACUGAAUCUCGAGGAAACACUACAGUGUGUGCCGAGUUUAAUUUUGCUGCUGAUCCAGAAGCUGCGUACAUCGUUCUGAACGACUACCACUGUCCCCUCUACCUGGCCUGCUGGGAGUUCACCUGCUACAACAAGCUGUCUUGGGUGAAUCCCAUUGAGAUCAUUGAUCUCUUUUUCAAGGACAACCUGCUGCAAGAGUUUUGUGACGCCUGGCUGGCGCAGGACACCGAUAAAGCUCGCUUCAUGGCCCGGAUCUUCCGCCACAGCAUCGAGGCAUCUCAAAGUGAGCGCCUGCAGAAGGAGUUUGUCGCCGGUACAGGUUUCGUUUCCUGUGACUCGUACGCCAUGGCAGCCGCCGUGGACGACUCGUUCAUCACAGAGAGCGACCAUUACCCGGUGAGCGUGGAGCUGACGGGAACACACACCAGAGGCAUGAUGAUAAUGGACACCGUGGGCUUCCUGAAGAAGGAGCGCAAGGCUUUUAUCAUGAAGAAGGUGGAUAUGGAGAAGUUCAAGCAGAUGAUGAUGGCUGCUUUAAAAUAACACCUUUAAACACAAGAUGUCACUUUGUCCGUCCACACAUUUUGGCUAAUUUCUCUAUUUGUGUUUUUAGUAAUAAGGCCAUAUAUUGUAUUUAAACUUCUGCUACUAACUAUAAACUAUGACUUUGUCUUUAGCAGGAAGGAUGUAAUACUAAUGUUGUACCAUGCAAUUUUAACGCUUAAAACGUUUUACAAAUAUAUACAAUUGUGAUUAUUUUGACCGAUAUCCUAAUUUUCAUUGAAAAUAAACAGAAAUAAAUACAGUUUGAAUUUUGCAGCGGUCUGUACAGAAUAAUUAGUUUAUUGUGUCUAAAGAAUAUGACGUGUAAACCAAGACAUCUUUGAAGCACUACAGUAUUGAAAAAUAUAUUUUGAUACACAUUUCCCUCGAUCAAUUAUUGGCUAAAGUGCGAUUUCUGUAACAUUUCCAUUAGUUGUUCAGUCCACUUUCUACCUCAAUUGUAUGACAGUGUUUUCAUAAUGCAUAUACAUGGUAUGUCAGAAGAUGUUUGAUAACAACACAUCAUUAAAAUUUGAAUAAGAACUCUU
Molecule: messenger RNA, 1790 nt
Organism: Gymnodraco acuticeps
Lineage: Eukaryota; Metazoa; Chordata; Actinopteri; Perciformes; Bathydraconidae
Exons: 8
Coding region: 22-1242 (406 amino acids)
Molecular function (GO): hydrolase activity, hydrolyzing N-glycosyl compounds
Source: RefSeq, a predicted model, not a curated record